Molecule: messenger RNA, 4790 nt
Organism: Drosophila takahashii
Lineage: Eukaryota; Metazoa; Arthropoda; Insecta; Diptera; Drosophilidae
Gene: GEFmeso
Product: Guanine nucleotide exchange factor in mesoderm
Molecular function (GO): guanyl-nucleotide exchange factor activity; small GTPase binding
Source: RefSeq, a predicted model, not a curated record
UGCUCUGCCACCGUUGUCUAAAUUUAGAGACAAGCCAGGAGAGGACGGGACCUGGCCAAAGCCAAACAAGACGCACUCGUAAAUCAAGCAGCCGGAGGAGACCAAGAUGGACAUAGAAUCCGAUUCGGACACCUCGGAGAGAUGGGAGGACUUUUUUGGCAGCACCACAGAGUUGGCACCCUCGCUGCUGGGCAUCUACGACACAUUGGCAGCGGCUCCCACUGCGACAUCUCACGAAUCGAAGGCCUCCAGCAGCGGCGACUCGACGCCCAAGCGGAGCAACAGCAACUGCAGCAGCAGCAGCAGCACUUCCUCGUCGACCGGCAGCUGCUCGAGUGUCCCCACCAGCGAUGACCAGUCCGCCAGCUACACGCUAGCCAAGUCGAGUUCCCAGUUGGGUGGCCACCAGGAGCACCCAGCCGCUCCAUUGGUGGUUGCGGGCCUGCGGGACGAACCGGAUGGCGCUCAGCUGAGCCGCUUGGUGGUGCAGCGGAGGAGCCAGCAGGAGUCGCAGAUCCACGGCAGCAGCAGCAGCCUCGCCUCCAGCGGCGGCAGCAGCAGUCGACGCGGCAGCAACAUCCGCAUCCUCUCGCCCAAUGUCCACAGGAUCAUCACGCACUCGGACAUCCAGCCCGUGGAGGCGGUGUCCGCGGAGGCACUGAAGCAGCAUCAGCAAUCCCAAAGGAGUCCCACCCAGGGAAGGUACAUAAAGACAGGAAAUAGUGGGGCCGGCUCACCUGCCGGUGGUGGUUCCACGCCCAAGCACAAACUAUCGCACAUACCGCUCUCCAAGAUCACUGGCAAGUUGUCCACCCAGUCGGGCAGCGAACUGGUCUCCACCUUCGAUUCCAGCAACGAGUAUCUGCACUCGGUGGCCUUUGCCGCCUUCGAGAAAACGAGCUCCAAGGCCAUGGACGAGGAUCGCACGCCGACGAACCACCCAGGCACGCCCUUCCACUUCGAGGGGAAUCCCUUCCAGAAGCGAAAACUAACCCUGCCCCGCUACGAUUCGCAGCAGAGCAUCAAGCUGAUCGAAAUGGAGCAGCUGGCGGCCACCAGUGCGCAACUGCAGCAUGCCCAGCCCGCCACUCCCGGAACUCCGGCCACGCCCACUCCUAAUACUCCAACGAUUCCCAAACCAAAGGAAUUUGUGUGCAGUGAGCCACUGAGUCCGGUGGACAUUGUGGACACCAUUAAUUUUGACCUGGUCACGCAGCACAUCGAGCGACUCACGUUGGCGGAUCCGGGAGGAGGAGGACUGGAUCCCCGGGCGGAGAUCAUAGAGGCGGUGAACAAGACGCUGGUCAGCAAGCCGCUGGUCAGAAGCUCCUCCGCCGCCUGCGCCUCCACCAUCUGCAGCUCGCCCCUGCUGACCUAUGCCCGCACCAAGAGUCUGGGCGCCAAGGCCAGCACCCUGGGCGGCGGGGUGCCCCUCAAGUUGCCCACUGCCGAGCAGCUGGCGGAGCUGGAGGAGGCCAACAAGCUGUCGGCGGAGAGUCUGGACCGGCUGACGGACAUCAAGCCCAAGUUUGCCGCCCGGCUGAGUGAGCUGGCCCGGCUGAACAACCGACCGCUGUCCUCCUCCUCCAUUUGCUCCACCUCCUCCAGCUCGAGUUCCGGAUCGGAUCAGCUGCUCAAUGGCAAGCUGACGGCCACCUCCUACUUGGCCAGCGUGGAGAGUCUGGCGGAGAGUGAGAACGAGCUGGGCGAUCCGCAUCAUCCGCCGGCGAUGAGUGUGCUGGAGAAGACCUGCCUGGAGAUCGUGGACUCGGAGCGAAGCUUCGUCGAGGAUCUGGGACAGGUGAUCAAGGGGUACCUGCUCGACUGGAAGGAGCGCGCCUGUCUGCGCGUGGACGAAUUGCAAAUACUCUUCGCCAACAUUGAAGAGAUUUACGAAUUCAACUCGAUGCUCCUGCAGCGGCUCAUCAACACGGGAAGGGAUCCCGGUAGGAUCGCCAGGUGCUUCAUCGACCUGCGCGAAGGCUUUGAUGUGUACACAACCUACUGCACAAGCUACCCGGAAGCCAUCUCGCUGCUGACCAAGUUGCUGCAGGCCACGCACACCUACUCCUUGCUGGCCUCCACGCAGAAGCUCCUCCAGCACCGCCUGCCCCUGGGAUCCUACCUGCUGAAGCCGGUGCAGCGCAUCCUCAAGUACCAUCUGCUUCUGGACAGUCUGCGCAAGCACUGUGAUGUGAAGGAGGUGGCCGAGGCCUAUGUGAUCAUGCGCCAGGUGGCGUACAACAUUGACCAGGUGAAGCGCAAGCAGGAGCAGCAGAGUCGCGUCAAAGAGCUGUCCGGCAUUCUGGACGGCUGGCUGGGACCAGAGCUCACUGUCCUGGGUGAGCUGCGUCAAGAGGGUCUGCUGAUGGAGCAGCACAACAAACAGCGCCUGGUUCUCCUAUUCGCCACCAUGCUGAUCAUCACCAAGCAAAAGGAGGACGGUCGCCUGCAGUUCAAGACCUACAUUUCGCAAAACAAUCUGAUGCUCAGCGAACACUUGCCCGGGGAGCCGACCAGCUUCUAUGUCAUCCCCUUCGACGAGCCGCGCCACCAAAUCAAGCUGACGGCCAGGAAUCGUGACCAGAAGCGCAUCUGGACGCAGCACAUCAAAGGUGUCAUGCUGGAGAAGCUGGACAUUCCGAUGCGCGCCAAGGAGCUGGUCUAUCAGCUGGGCAACGAGGAAGAUCGCACGCCGGAUCGCAGCACCUGGAAGUGGAGCCUGCACUCGGGAAGCAACUCCACGCCCACUUAUCUGGAGCGCAGGAAUGCCUGUCGGCGCAGUGAGAUUCGCCAGCGAAACUCCAAGUUCAAGCGGAAGACGGUGGCCAACUCGAGUUCCUUCGACAGCUUCAACGAGUCGCUGGAGCAGGAGGAGGAGCCGGUUGGUCAGGUGAAGCCCUCGAAGCCUCUGGCCAGGAAUAACAGCCUAGACGACACUGCUCUACAGAAACUGGCGGCUGCCAUGAGAUAUCGCAAGCGAGAUGCGGGGGGCAAGGAGGAGGUCAAGACCCCAGUGAAGGAGUCCUGUAAGUGCGGCCAGGAUGCCAAGCAGGAGGAUCAGCAGGAGGCAUGCAGCUGCAUUCUGCGGGAUCAGCGUAGUCGCAGUGCCAAGUCCCAUUCGCCCGUCUUCAGUUACAAGGCGCUUAAGGAGCGCAGCAAAUCGGUGCCGCGGAUCGGAGGCUUCAGCCUGGACGAGGAGGCCGAGAGGGAGCGGGAACAGGACGAGGACAGCGCCGCCUCCCUGAGAGGAAGUAAGCCCGAUCUCAGCGAGCGCAAGACCAAGGGCAAGGGCUUCUUCGAGGUCAAGCAGUACAACCACAAGACGAUGCCCAAGAAGAUAGCCACCCUGAAGAAGCAGCGCGGUAGCAACACCAAGAGCUGCUCCAGAUUCUACAUGGAUCUCAGCGAAUUCGAUAGCAGCAGUGCCACUGUGCUGAAGAUCACGGAAUCCACGGAGGAACUGCGUCCGGAUGGGGAGAUCGAACUGGCCCAAGAGGCGGCCACGCUGGAUGAAGGAUCCCCGACGGAUCCACAGUAUUACAGCCCGGACCAGGAGCCAGUGGAUCCCCUUUCGCCGGCGGAAAAGUCCAAGCGGGAUGCCCAGAUCGUGUUGGAUUUGCUCAAGAACAACAAGGAGUUCGAGAGGAUCUACAACAAGCAGCAGAAGAGGCGUGAGAGUCCUGUGAGUCCCGUCAGUCCCGAUGUGAGUCGUGGGUCCAUCCUGCCGCCACCACGCCCACCAUCGCGCUCUCCGCCGCCCCUGGAACUGGAGGUGGAUCAGAAAAAGCGAGUGGAGGAGGUGGUGGAUUCAAGCGGAACCCGUGAGGAACCCAUUUACGAGACCCUGCUGCGCAACGUCCAUGUGCCUUACAAAUUCUCACCUGUCCUGGGACGCGCCAAGUCCUCGCAGAUGCUGAAGAAGCGAUCCAAGGCGGCUCCAGCUGCCCCACGACCGGAAUCGGACUAUGUAACCCUCGUUUACUCGCCCGAGGGAGUGCUGCAACGCGUGGGCGAGGAGGCGGUGCACCGGGACAGCUGCAGCUCCUCCUCCUCCACCUCGACCUCGUCGAAUGGAUCGGGAUCCACGCUGAAGCGGGACAGCCAGAGCACGGUGAUCAAUCUGUCGAUGGAGGCCAUCCAGGAGCACGGCUCCCGUCCGCUGCCCAAGAACUCGGUCUCGGGAUCGGAGAGCUCGCUGCUGCCGCGGGCCCUGAAGUCCCUGGACAUGGCCUUCGGUCGCUCCAAUCGACCGCCGGAGCGCAGGGUCUCCGAUGUGAGUGAAAUGUGCCGCCAGAGCGUUCUGCACCGCCAGGGCAGCGAGGCGGUGGGCGAGCGGAUGGCCCACGUGGACUAUGCCGAUCCCAAGACUCUGUUCGGAUUGAACAACUCUGAGCGGGAUUCGGUCUUCUCGCUGACCUCCUCAUCCAGCGACAGCAUGUGCGAGCAGCAGCGCAAGAGAUCGGGAGUGGAUCCGCCAUCGGCCAGCUUCGAGUAUGAGCAGCAGGUGGAGGAUAGUCUGGAGAACGACUUCCGGGAUUCGGCCAUCUACAGCGAUGACAAUGAGAAGCGCUCGGGGGACUACGAUGUCCAUUUGCGGCGGCCCAGCAGCCCUCCUCCGCCGCCACCGCCCUUGGGACCACGUCCCCAUCAUCAUCAUCAGCCCCCUCAGAUUGCCCCAAAGCCCUCCAGGGAUCAGCUCAUACAGCAGAGGUCGGGCGUCAUCGUCUGCCAGUCGGCCUCCCGCAGCUGGGUCCUUCAGCAGAUCGAGAACUUCAACAAGUAGAAGG